This is a messenger RNA of Rattus rattus (black rat), 1472 nucleotides long. RefSeq names its product tetraspanin 31 (gene Tspan31). The coding region runs from base 110 to 742 and encodes 210 amino acids. NCBI's taxonomy places the organism in Eukaryota, Metazoa, Chordata, Mammalia, Rodentia, Muridae. Gene Ontology annotation, cellular component: membrane. The transcript is spliced from 6 exons. The record is from RefSeq and is a predicted model, not a curated record.
UUUGGCUGGCUUGGAUUUAAAGCGAUAGACGCUGUAGGAUUCCUACAAGACGGUCCUCAGUACCCUCCCCACAAGUCUUGGGACCAGUCGGGUUCCCAGAUCUGGGGAGAUGGCUUGCGGCGGAUUUGCCUGUUCCAAGAAUGCGCUAUGCGCUCUCAACGUGGUUUAUAUGCUUGUGGGCUUAUUGCUCAUUGGCGUAGCUGCCUGGGGCAAGGGCCUCGGUGUGGUGUCCAGCAUUCACAUCAUUGGAGGAGUCAUUGCUGUGGGAGUCUUCCUUCUCCUCAUUGCAGUGGCUGGACUGGUGGGUGCCGUGAACCACCAUCAAGUGCUGCUUUUCUUUUAUAUGAUCAUCCUGGGUUUGGUCUUCAUCUUCCAGUUUGGAAUCUCUUGCUCAUGUCUGGCUAUUAACAGAAACACACAGGCAGAUGUCAUCAAUGCUUCGUGGUGGGUCUUGAGCAACAAUACCAGGCAUGAACUGGAGAGAAGUUUUGACUGCUGUGGUUUGUUUAACCUUACAACCCUGCACCUACACGAUGAUGCUUCCUGCAGUGCACUGUGCAAAACUAGGAGCUCUCCAUGCCAGAUGUGUGGGGAGACAUUCCUUAAACAUUCAGACAAAGCUCUCAAGAUCCUAGGAGGUGUUGGGCUCUUCUUCAGUUUCACAGAGAUCCUCGGUGUUUGGCUAGCAAUGAGAUUCCGGAAUCAAAAAGACCCUCGAGCCAACCCUAGUGCCUUUCUAUGAGAUUUGAUCUCCCAGACAGGAUCUUUGCAGCCUCGGCUGGUUUCUACCCAGCUCUAGCCAUGGAGGGCCUUGAACUCCGCAUUCUCCUGCCUCAGCCUCCUGCCAGUAUUGCAGGCGUCACCACACACAGCCAGCCUCGUGAUUCUUCUGACUUGGCCUUGCCUUCUCCUGGCUUUUUAAAUUCUUGGAAACCUAGGGUGGCCACCCCCAACAGGGGUUUUUGUUUUAGAGAAAAAAAGGUCCCUUACCUCACUCCUAAGAACUAAUCAAGUGAUGGCUACAUUUAUUUAUGUCUAUGUAUUUUGAUGGGAAUAUUAUGGAGGGGGAGAGGACUCCAUUUCUCUGCCUAGGAGGGUCUAGCACUCCUAGAAGCACAGGUGGCUGAUGGGAGCCUUUCAUAACUGUUUUCCUUCCCUUCAAGAACAAAAUCAGAACACCAAGGGAAAACCAGUUAUAACCCAAGGCCUCACAAGUGUGGGCAAGUAUUUCUACCAGUCUGUCAUCCCAGCCUCACCUACAAUCUCACAGGACCAGUGGACUUAAACUAAAGCCAUUUUGACCGAAUAUUCAAAGAAAGGAUUUGAAAGAUCCUCUCCGAUCUUGUCAGCCAAAGAGCUGGACUGCCUGCCUAGGUCCUUGCAGGGAACUUGUUUCAUGUGGUUUUUUUCUUUUUCAAAUCUCCCAGUGGCAAUGCCAAUCAGAAAAACAUUAAAGAAAAAUGAAGACCAUA